Peronospora matthiolae is the source of this 651-nucleotide messenger RNA. The record is from the annotation of a GenBank genome assembly. NCBI's taxonomy places the organism in Eukaryota, Oomycota, Peronosporomycetes, Peronosporales, Peronosporaceae.
AUGUACGAAGGGAUUGACAACCUGAAAUCCCUUUACGACCGUGCCGGGAAGACUUUCUCCGGCGGUCCUUCUGCGGCACAGGAUGUGCCGCGUCGUACUGCUCAACCAGACCCAGUACGUCAACCAUCAGUUGGGAGCGGGGCUCCCAAGUAUCCCAGGACGGGGGAUAGCCGCGCCACCGGACGAGAUAACUCGUCCGACGUCCGUUCAAGUCGCGGUGGUUCAACAGCUGCUCAACUAGAUAGCGCUGGCCACCGCGAGAGUCCUCUAAUGGAGGUGGAGGAGGAGGAAAGACGCUCUCCACACGAUCAUGGGGAUCGGUGUGUUCCCGAGAGCUUCUUUGAUCGCGUAACGCAAGGGUUACGCGACGAUCUCGAGCAUGAGCGGAAUAGGCGUCUCCAGAUGGUGGACACUGCCUCGAAGCAUCGAGCUGAGUUUGCCUUUGCUCAGCUUGAGAACGAGAGAUCUCUGACAUCUCUUCGUGACGAGCUAAGGGUAGCUCGUGGGAUUGUUGAUCGGUCUCGGGCUGAGAUAACUGCUCUUCAGACCCUUGUUGAUGCCCACCAUCGGGAGCACAAGGCUCUCUGCGAGAUGCUUGAGCGCAAGGGCGUUCUUCAUCGGAAGAAGCAGCGUACUGAUGGUACGGCUUAA